Molecule: messenger RNA, 4292 nt
Organism: Elgaria multicarinata webbii
Lineage: Eukaryota; Metazoa; Chordata; Lepidosauria; Squamata; Anguidae
Gene: SLC44A4
Product: solute carrier family 44 member 4
Exons: 21
Coding region: 225-2405 (726 amino acids)
Biological process (GO): choline transport; thiamine pyrophosphate transmembrane transport
Cellular component (GO): plasma membrane
Molecular function (GO): thiamine pyrophosphate transmembrane transporter activity
Source: RefSeq, a predicted model, not a curated record
GAGGCAGGUGAGCGCAGCCCGCAGGUGUGUACAGCUACGUCCAAGGCAGGGCUGGCGGCGAUGAUGAUGAUGAUGUCAAAGCGGGCGGGGGAACGCAAGUGCCAAGCAACAGGUUCCAGAUCAGAAUCUCGCUUUUCAAACACUCGCAUUUCGCCUUCCAUCGCUGGGGAGCAGGUGGCGCCUGACUGAUCGCAGCCCGCCUUUCCUCCCUCUCCCUCCUUACCAUGGGGGGGAAAAAGAAAAAGGAAGAUACCCCUGCCGAGGCUUCCUCCUCCGGCCCUUACGGGGAGAAAUGCAAAUAUGACCCCUCAUUUCGUGGCCCUAUCCAGAAAAGGAGCUGCACCGAUAUCAUUUGCUGCGUUCUCUUCACGCUCUUUAUCGCUGGCUACAUCGUGGUGGGGAUUCUGGCCUGGCUGUAUGGCGAUCCUCGGCAAGUUAUUUAUCCCAGGAAUUCAACUGGAGCCUAUUGCGGAAUUGGUGCCAAUAGCGACAAACCUUUUGUUCUCUAUUUCAACAUCAUAAAAUGCGUCACCGCUCUGAACCCGCUGGCACUGGCAAUGAAUGGAUUGCAAUGCCCUACCACACAGGUUUGUGUCUCUUCCUGUUCGGACAGUUUCUGGGUGGUGCCUCCAAAGGCUUUCAUCCCUCCCAGUGCCUUAAAUCAAGUGCACCCUUCCACGGUAUGGAACCAGUCCCUGUGCCAGCCCGCCAUUAACCUGACUACUACUGAGCUGACUGUGGCAGAAAUUCUCAACCAGCAACUUUGUCCAGAAUUCACCAUCCCAACCAAACCACUCAUUAAUCGUUGCUUCCCUAGUUUCAACAUUUCUCAAGUUGAAAACUUUAAAGUGGGCGGUAUGACGGCCAAUGAAACCAUGCAAAGUCUCAAGGAUGGCACAGAACAACUUCUACAGGGCCUUAAUGCUAAGAAUAUAGGAUUGAAGAUCUUUGAGGACAUCACACGGUCAUGGUACUGGAUCCUGAUAGGACUCCUGAUUGCCCUGGUGCUGAGCCUGCUCUUCCUCCUGCUGCUGAGGUUCACAGCUGGGGUGCUGGUGUGGAUUCUCAUCGUGGGGGUGCUGGCUGUCAUUGCGUAUGGAAUCUACCACUGCUAUAUGGAGUACAGUGAGCUCAACAAGAAGGGUGCCACCAUCCAGACCCUUGGAUUUACCACCAAUGUAGCUGCCUAUGGUAGCGUCAAGGAAACCUGGCUUGCGGCCUUGAUAGUCCUUUGUGUGACGGAAGCCAUUUUGCUUCUCUCCCUCCUGUUCCUCCGCAAACGGAUCUUCAUUGCCAUUGCGCUCAUCAAGGAAGCGAGCCGAGCCAUUGGGCACAUGAUGUCUUCCCUCGCUUACCCAAUCGUGACCUUCGUCUUGCUGGUGGUAUGUGUGGCCUACUGGGGAAUGACUGCCCUAUAUCUUGCCACCUCUGGAGCGCCCCUCUAUCGCACCACUCCCACAAAUGAGAGUGCUCCUGGCUGUGAAAAUAUCUCUGGUAAUGUGAGCUGCAGUCCAUUGACGUUCAAUGCCACCCAAGACCUCCCUUGCGUGACCGAAUGCGUCUUCUUCAAGUACAACGACGAAGGGCUGUUCCAGCGCAACAUCUUCAACCUUCAGAUCUACAAUGUCGUGGGCUUCCUCUGGUGCCUCAACUUUGUCAUUGCUCUUGGACAGUGUGUGCUGGCGGGCGCCUUUGCCUCCUAUUACUGGGCCUUCAACAAGCCCCGAGAUAUCCCCACCUGCGCUGUGACCAGUGCCUUUAUCCGGACAUUACGAUACCACAUAGGGUCUCUCGCAUUUGGUGCCCUCAUCCUCACCAUUGUCCAGGUCAUCCGCAUCAUACUGGAAUAUUUGGACCACAAGUUGAAAGAUUCCCACAAUCCAGCUGCCCGGUGUAUUCUUUGCUGUCUGAAAUGUUGCUUCUGGUGUCUGGAGAAGUUCAUCAAGUUCCUCAACAGAAACGCCUACAUUAUGAUCGCCAUUUAUGGAAAGAAUUUCUGUGUAUCAGCCAAAAAUGCCUUCAAGCUACUGAUGCGCAACGUUGUCAGAGUCGUCGUGCUGGAUAAAAUUACGGACCUGUUGCUGCUUUUUGGGAAGCUCUUGGUGGUCGGCGGAGUGGGCAUUCUGGCCUUCUUCUUCUUCACGGGGCGAAUCCCCAUUGACAACUCCCAGUUCCAAUCCCCCGUCCUCAACUACUAUUGGCUGCCCAUUCUGACUGUGGUGGUAGGUGCCUACUUCAUAGCCCAAGGAUUCUUCAGUGUCUACAGUAUGUGUGUCGACACUCUGUUCCUCUGUUUCCUGGAAGACCUGGAGCGGAAUGAUGGCUCCCUGGAGAAACCCUAUUACAUGUCCAAGUCCCUCAUGAAGAUCCUCAACAAGAAGAACAAGAAAGCCAAGGACAAGUAGAAAUAGUGCUUUUCGGUGGGAGGGGGGCAGCUCCCCUUAUAACGUGCAUUUCCGGUCCACAUCAUUUCUUCCUGCAUCACUCCCUGUCAGCCAUUUCUGCAUUUUUAGGCUCUAUGCCUGCCCAUAUCAGGUACAGCUCAAUAUAUCGCUUCUCUCUCCAUUCCAGUCCAUACCGCAUCCAUGUUCGGCAUUCGGAGCCUUGCAUGAGGUGACUGACCAGCCUUUGCCACAUUUUGAUUUGCCACAUUGCCUUGCCAGUUUCAAAAGUGCAAUAUUUUAUUGACUAUGUUGUUUUAGAUUCUGGUGUGUGUGUUUUUAGAUGAUGGCAACCAUUUUAUCAUGAUGCCCCACUUUUAAUCCAACCAUAUUGGGGUGGAGGUGGUGGUUUUUACAUUUCUGUGACCAACCAUUGUUUCCCCGUGUGCACGCACUCCGAUACUUGGUCUUACUUCCCUGCCAGUGCCCUCACUUCUACUCCACGUAGCCCCUUCCAGACUGCUAUUUUUCUUUCUGUCUUGUCUUCCAAAUCUCCUGGUCUUCCAAAUCCCCUUCGCUAGAGGCUCCCCGUACUUGAUCAGUCAAAGCAGGGAAGCACUUUGCAGCAUUUCCUGCCAACUAGUAUCCUGAUGAAGCUAAUCAAUCUGUAGGCUAUGAGGUUGUAGCCAAUGUUACUCUAACUUAAGUCCUGUUCAUUUCAAUAGGUCUCUCUUAAGCAGGACUAACACUGUGUCAAAACCACUGUUCUUCUAUUCAUGGCUGGUCACUUUCCUGGUCUUUUCAAUAAACAGCAGGUUUCUUUGUGGUCUGUGCCAAAUCAGGCAAUUGGGAUCCACGCGAGAGUCCCUUCUAAAACUCACUGUGCAGCGAGGCAGCCUGUUCUAGCUCCUGAACAUGUGGCAAAUUCCUGUGCUUCUCUAGCCCAUUAAGUGACUUUAGUGGGGUGGGGGGAAGCCAAGGGCAGCCUUCUCCCAACCUGGGGCCCUUCAAGUGUGUUGGACUACAACUCUGUGGCUGAGGAUGAUGAGAGUUGUAGUCCAGCACACCUGGAGGGCCCCAGGUUGAGGAAGGCUGCCCUAGGUUAACUAGGUGGCUGGUAGCUCCCUUUGAUGUCCUCUCCAGCUGUUUACAACUACUGCAUGGUAAGCUACUCAGAUGGCUUCAGUGUGUUUCAUAGUUGCCCGUUUCCACCCUGACAGCCACUUCUGGAUUAAUUUGGGGAGGGGGGGGGAGACUCUUAAUGUUUUCAGAUUACUUGUGCCUACCAAUUUUUCUGUUUCAUUCAUUGGUCUUCCAGGUAAAUUUCAUUAUCUAACCCUGCCCAAACUCUUUGUUGCUGUUGUUCCUCUAAUAACUUCCACCUGUCAUCUGGUCUUUCAGUUCAAACUAUACCAAUUCCUGCACCGGCAGUUCUUUUUUCAGGGUAUCUUGUCUGUUCUCUAUGGCAUUGGCCAAACUCCUAACAAAGAGUUGUGCACUUAAAUCUAAUGAAGCAAAUGGGUUUACACACACACACACACACUCCACCCUGAAUGGUAACCCACUAAGUGCCUUCAUUUACAAAUUACACUUCCCUUGUCCAAAUUCGUUUCCUAGUUUUGCUAUGGACUUUUGGUCUGCAAUGUUGUUUUUUAUUCCCACACUUUGAGCCUCACCUUCUACCAAUCAGCUUCUAGCCUUAUAUUGUUUCUACGGGCCUGGCUGCCCUCUUUUGUAAUACAAAAACAAUUUGUUUGUGGUGCAAAAUGCAAUCAACGCUCCUUAGAUCCCUUUUUAUAUGACCCAUGUGAGCUGCUAAAAUGUACUGUAAAUAUCUUUCUUUCUGUACAAAAAAAUUAAGAGCUUUUUUAUAAGGAGGAGACAAAUUUAUUAAAGCUGAUUUUAACUAAA